Aureobasidium vineae is the source of this 885-nucleotide messenger RNA. Lineage: Eukaryota; Fungi; Ascomycota; Dothideomycetes; Dothideales; Saccotheciaceae. The record is from the annotation of a GenBank genome assembly.
AGACGUCGCCAGGGACGGCGGCGUCUACAACAUCCGACACAUUGGCAACCUAUGUCACAGACUAUCGUAUGGAGAAUGGCCGAAGAUAUCAUGCUUAUCGAGAAGGCAGCUAUUGGGCAAGUCAGCCCUUGUUCUGGACCAACCGUCCUAAGGAUUAACGGUCCCAACGAUGAACAAUCCUGCGAGGGCGAAAGCCUGUCGCAUACCAUGUACACCCUAACCCUUGAUGGGAAGCUGCAUCUGGCGCCUAUUGAAGCUCCGCGAGAGAUCCUGGAUGUCGGGACUGGCACGGGCACCUGGGCAAUCCAGAUGGCCGAUAAGUUUCCCGAAGCCCAAGUUACUGGAACCGACCUGUCGCCCAUACAACCGGAUCUUGUGCCCUGUAACUGUGUAUUCGAGAUUGACGACGUUUCACUGGACUGGACGUGGGAAGACAAUCAGCUUGACUACGUCCAUGUCCGCGAAAUGUUUGGCUCCAUCAAAGACUGGAAUCUAUUCUGCAGCGAAGCCUACCGAUGCAUUGCGCCUGGCGGUUACAUCGAGAUUAUGGAACACUCGACCUGGCCAACCAUCAACGACCUUUCCGUAAAAUGGGGCAAGACCUUCGACACUUGGAAAGAGAGUAAAGCUCUGCUGGAAAGAGCUGGGUUUGUCGAUGUCGUCGAAAAACGCUUCAAGUGGCCGAUGAAUGGCUGGUCCAAUGACCCGACACUCAAACAACUCGGAGAAUUUAAUCAAAUCCGCUUGGUAGAACAUAUCCAGGGUUUUACCCUGAGGUUAUUGACUGGCGCUGGGGAGUGGCCAUUACCACGUGCUCAUGUUUUCCUUGCCGAGAUGAGAAAUGCUCUGAAAGACACCAAUUGCCAUGCAUAUCAAGACGUGUAA